Nematolebias whitei (Rio pearlfish) is the source of this 3135-nucleotide messenger RNA. Its product is annotated as alpha-1,6-mannosylglycoprotein 6-beta-N-acetylglucosaminyltransferase B. Lineage: Eukaryota; Metazoa; Chordata; Actinopteri; Cyprinodontiformes; Rivulidae. Gene Ontology annotation, biological process: protein N-linked glycosylation. Gene Ontology annotation, cellular component: Golgi apparatus. The record is from RefSeq and is a predicted model, not a curated record. Bases 1 to 2334 code for a protein of 777 amino acids. The transcript is spliced from 17 exons. Gene Ontology annotation, molecular function: alpha-1,6-mannosylglycoprotein 6-beta-N-acetylglucosaminyltransferase activity.
AUGAAGCACAUGAAGAAAAUUCUCGCAAACAAGAACACAGCCAAAACCAACGGCAACGUAAUGAGGCAGAGGAGCCCCAGACAUUCGGAUGAAGGCUUGCUGGGAAGUGUGGAGUCACGCAGUGUGCUGAGAAAGAUCAGCGACAUGUUGGAGGUGAUUCUGAAGAGGAUGGACACCCUGUCCAAACUGGACAACAGCUCCAGCACAGACGCAAGACGCCUGGAUGAGCUCAGCUCUGCUAUUAACAGGUUUCAACCAGCCGGCCUAGUGGAGAGGAUCCAAGCUAUAGCUCAGAAUGUCUCCAACAUGGCCAUCAGAGUGGAGCAGAUACUGCAGAGCAGCAUGAUGCAAGGCAGAGUUGUCAGAGAUGGGACGACAAGCCAGUGUGAAGUACCAAGGGACAGCCACUUCCCAGAAUGCCCUGGAAAAGUAGAUUGGAUGCGUGCCCGGUGGACAUCGGAUCCUUGCUACGCCUUCUACGGUGUUGACGGUUCAGACUGUUCUUUCCUCAUCUAUCUGAGCGAAGUGGAGUGGUUCUGCCCCCCACUGGCCUGGAGGAACCACACCAGCCCCCCCACACAGCAUACACAACAAGCAAAGUCCCCCAAGAGACAAGCUGCUUUUCGCACAGACCUUUCUGUCCUGCUGGAGCAGGUCGGGAGUGGAAAGGAGUCCCUCAGCUUCAUGAAGCGCAGAAUUCGACGCCUCGCUCAGCAGUGGGCAACAGCCGCCAACCGUCUGGACGUCAAACUGGGGCAGCGAUGGAGAGACCAAAAAAAGAUCCUGGUCCAUGUGGGCUUCCUGACUGAGGAGUCUGGGGAUGUUUUUAGCCCAAAGGUGCUGAAAGGGGGACCUCUGGGAGAGAUGGUCCAGUGGGCAGACAUCUUGACUGCCCUUCAUGUUCUUGGACACAACCUCAAGAUCUCCAUGUCAGUUAAAGAACUUCAAGGGUUUCUUGGCGUGCCCCCAGGUAGAGGAAGUUGCCCGCUCACUGGACCGUUGCCCUUUGACCUCAUUUACACCGACUACCAUGGCCUGCAACAGAUGAAGCAGCAUAUGGGACUGUCACUCAAGAAACACAAAUGUCAUAUCAGAGUAAUUGACACAUUUGGGACAGAACCAGCUUACAAUCAUGAGGAGUAUGCAACACUUCAUGGCUACCGGACCAACUGGGGCUACUGGAACCUGAACCCGCGGCAGUAUAUGACCAUGUUCCCCCACACACCAGACAAUUCUUUCAUGGGCUUCGUCUCAGAAGAGCUGAAUGAGACAGAGAAGAGGAGCAUCCAGCAGAACAAAGUCAACAACAUGGCUGUGGUGUACGGCAAAGAGGCCAGCAUGUGGAAGCUUCAGCAGGGGAAAGACAGUUUUCUGGAUAUCCUCCACAGGUACAUGGAGGUCCAUGGCACAGUGUACUACGAGACCCAGAGACCUCCAGAGGUCCCGCCCUUUGUAAAGAACCACGGCCUGCUGCCCCAACAUGAGCUGCAGCAGCUGCUCCGCAAAGCCAAGCUCUUCAUUGGUUUUGGGUUCCCGUAUGAAGGCCCAGCUCCGCUCGAAGCUAUAGCCAACGGCUGUAUUUUUCUGCAGCCGAAGUUCCAGCCCCCCCACAGCUCAUUAAACCAUGAAUUCUUCAGAGGCAAGCCCACAUCUCGAGAGGUUUUCUCCCAGCACCCAUAUGCAGAGCAGUACAUAGGCAAGCCACACGUCAUGACGGUGGACUACAACAACUCUCUUGAGUUUGACGCUGCAAUUAAAGAAAUCAUGAGGACAAAGGUCGAGUCUUUCCUGCCUUAUGAGUACACUUGUGAAGGGAUGCUGGAGAGAGGACAUGCCUACGUACAGAAUCAGGAUUUCUGUGUGCCAGAGUCUCCUUUCAUUCCAACCAACUUCUCCAGACAAGGAUCUGCAACUGGCCGCAAGAUGACUGGACCUUUGUUUGUGCCGCUUCCCACAUCUACAGCCCUCGGCUGGACAUCCAACGUGACAGCUCCCACUGCCUGGCCUCCUCUCAGCUCCCUUAGGUUGCUCGUGUCUCAGGAGGGCCAGUCCUGUGUGGAAGCCUGCUACUCAGCUGGUUUCAUCUGUGAACCUGCUCACUUCCGCUUCAUCAAUAACAAGGAGGCUAUGCGGGGGUUGGAGGUGCAGUGUGAAGUAGUCGACUCAGAGAUCAACCACAUCCUCCCAGCCUUCUCCGUGUUGCGGCGGGAGUGCGGCCUUCAGCGGGAACCCUUACUCUUCAGCUGUGCAGGACACUCCCCUAAAUACAGACGUCUUUGCCCCUGCAGAGACUACCGACGUGGACAGGUUGCACUUUGCAGAGAUUGUCUAUAACAACAGGACACCUGAAGGACAGAAACUAAAGAAAAAGAUACAGACUCUGGAGCAAACUGGGAAACUUUAGCUUGAAUAGCUGCUAAAUUGUGAAAUGAAUAAUUUAUAAUGACUUACUUAUUGCAUCUUGCUGGGAACUGAAAAGAGGUAAACUGAAGGACAAAUACUUAGCUACCCAAACCAAUGCGUUUUCACAUUAACCCCACAGUGAUAUUAUAUAAACAUUUUGUUCUAUAAAUACUGCUCCAUAUUACUGGGUGGAUGGUGUCAUGAAGAUGGCAACCUCAGGUCAGUAUCUAACCUCUCAGCACGCAGACAAAGGAUGAUGGACACCCAGGUUAUUUUUCUUUCCGUUUGUCUUCCUGUAAUGGAAAUUUAUCAGACUGAACCUAAAGUCAGGGGCAACAUCAGUCAAAACAAUCAUCUCUGAGGAGCGAGGACACACACACAGGCCAGGUCACAGGAUUAUUUUUCAAUAAAGAAGCCUUCGUACGUCUCAAAUGGAUUUUCAAAAAAAAAAAAAAAGAUCUUUAGGGUUUGUGAUGGACAAUAAUAAAGAUCAAAAGACCAAAGUGUUGAGGUGAGUUUUAAUAUUGCUUUUGUUCUUCAUUCAGUUCCUCACAGCUUCAGGUUGGUGGACUGUUCCUACAAACAUUUGUUCUACCACUCACAUCCAUCCACAUUUACAGAAAACAUUUUAAAUAGCAGCAUUUCACAAUAAAAGUCAUACCAGGGCACGAUACAAAAAAUGUCAGACAUACAGCUCAUUAUUCCUUCAAGAACUAUGAACAAACUGCUGUU